UUUUUAUUUUUACGGAAUAUUGAAGAAAUUGAAGUAUCAAAAGUGUCAAGUAUAUCUGUUGCCACAUCUUCUUUUCAAAUGGAUUCCCUUUGGAAAGCAACUGUAAAUGGAUUGGAUGAAGGUAUACGAAGUAAAAGAAAACAUAUUGUGAAUGGAGAUGUUCGAACUUUUCAGAUGGAAAUUGAACUGAUUGAUUAUUCGAACAACGUACAACAUGAUCAAUGGAUUAUUGCAACUGGUGCUCAACCUAACCCUGAUGAUCCUAAAUUACAAAAAUAUGCAGAACAAUAUCGAUUACGUGUGUUGGGAGAUCUGAAUUUUCCUAAUUAUCCUCAUUUCCCUCGAAUUAUUGUAACCAAUUAUCAAGAAAAUGAAGAGCCGAAUGACUUUAAAGGAAGAUUGUUUUCAACCUUUUCACUUCCUGAAACCACAUGUUUGUCUGUUCAUCUUAAUGGAACCUGGGCUCAAAGUUCAGAUCGGGCAAGAUUGUUGAUUGAAAAAGACGAUUUGCCAGAUAUGGAUCAUCAGAAACUUAAUUGGAAUAGACAUAUCUUACUUGAAUUCCUUCCCGAUCUUCAUUGCAAACUCUUGGAAGAAAUCAUUAAAUUGCAAAAUUAUAAAAAAAUUGAUUUCAAAAACUGUAUUUCAAAGUUUUGGCCAUUUCCGCUUUCUACACAUAGCCAUCCAAAGUAUGUAUUUAGCUAUGGUUGCAAAGUACUCCAAUGUAUGAUACAAUCUGAAAACCUUUUUCAAUUAAUCAACUCCGAUGAUCAUUUUUAUCAACAUUCUCAAAAAGUCUAUUUUUCUGAUGAGAAUAACAAUAUAGACAUUCUCUUCAAGUGCUUGUCAAUUGAUAAUAUUAAAGAUUUUUAUAAAUUACUACGAAUUAAUUGGAGUUCAUUAGUUAGAGCGAAAAAUGAAUCCCUCAAAUUAAUGAUCGGCAAAUUACCUAUUUGGCCAGUACGCUCGAAUCCUUUAAUGGAAGAUCAAUCGUUGAAUUUUGUUCCAGUUUCAAUUGGGUAUAUUUUACCCAACGAAUUUAAAAUGUAUCGGACAAAGAGUAAAAAAUUUUUUUUAAACACUACUGAUAAGGUAGACGAUAAAAUUUUGAAAUAUCUUAACGCUACCCAUCAUGAAAUUCAUGAUUAUGCAUUUAUUGAUGUUGAAUUACCUGAAAAAAAUGAUCAAGAAUAUGUGGAUUUUCUGGAUUCCGUUCUGGAGAAUGCAACUUCAGAAGAUGGAUGUAAAAUCACUAAAGAUUUAAAGAAUUAUCCCUUUCCCAAUGCAUUUACUGAUAAACUGAUGCCGAUUUCUAAACUAUUCAAUUAUGAGGAUAUUGUUUUUCGAACUGUAUUCGGAGGAGACUCAAAUGUUUUUCUUCACUUUAAUCUUGUGAAACAUAAAAGCAAAUUAUUAAAUAUUGGAUUCAAUGACAAAUUAAAUUCGGAGACAUUUAAAAUAUGUGCUUUGGAAAUCGAAGAAUUGCAAGAGAUGAACCCACCACCUGAUAUACGUCACCGUGGUUUCGUAUUGGUCGAUCAUUUUUAUAAUGUGAUGAAUUAUGAACUAAUUGAUAGGAUUCCAUUCGUUCCAAUUUCUAAAAUUUUGGACAAACCUUACAAAAAGUAUUAUAAUCAUUCUCAAUUUUUGGAUUGCUUUAAGAAUAUAGUCCUUCCCGAAUAUAAAGGUGUAGCAUGGAGUCAAAAGGCUUUAAUCGCGGAAGAUGUCAUACCACCUCAGGAUGUACUUGAUAAAUACCCAUCACUUGGUAAACCAAGUGAUCGCACGGUAAUCAAACAUCUUAAAUUCCUGCGCAAUAAAAUUAUCGAUGAUGAAUGGAUAAAUGAUUGGAAUGAUUGGAAAGAAACAUUCGUGUCUAACGUUUUUGAGGUUUAUGAAUGGCUUGAAAAAGAAUGUAAAGAAUCUAAAAAAAUUGCAAGUGGAAUAGUGAUGAAUUUGAGUAAAGACUUUAAAGAUGAACCAUUAUUCCUUAACUUUGGUAAAAGUCAAGAUCCAUUCGAUACUGAAAACUGGGUUUCUGCAAGCAAUUUGGUUUUGAACGUUGAACCAAGUGAGAAUAAAUAUAUAAAUCCUCGCCUGGCAAAGUAUUACGGAAUGUUAAAAAGUGCUGAUGUCAAAGAAGUAAAAGCACCAAAUUUCAAAAUACAAGUUAGAGAACAUGAUCAGUCAAGCAUUAAUAAAGAAUUUUUGCUAAAAAAUUUAUCCAAUCAGGUGAACUCUUUUCAUGAUGUUGUUUUUAAUGUAAAAGGCGAGAAAAUAUGGGCAAGUCAAAAUGUGCUUGCUGCGAGCUCUAAUGUUUUUAAUGAGAAAUUCACUUCAGGAGAAUGUAUAAUCAAUAUUGAUUAUGUUCCUGACUCAAUACGUAUUUUGUUACAUUACUUAUAUGGCCAAAAUAUCGAUGAUGCAAUUCACAAUCAUCCGAACACAACAAAUCAUACAUCAAAAUUCGAACCAUACCCAUACGGAGAACUACUUGCGUUGGCAAACGAUUAUGAAUUAGAUCAUUUGAAAGAGCUCAUGGAAUUAAAGCUCUCUCGAAUGGUUAACAGUUCAAACGUGAAAGAUAUAAAAAUUUUAGCAAAUUAUUUAAAUGCAAGCCAACUCGAAGAAUAUUGCAAGGAUAAUAAAAAUUUGUGA
This is a messenger RNA of Diversispora eburnea, 2658 nucleotides long. The record is from the annotation of a GenBank genome assembly. NCBI's taxonomy places the organism in Eukaryota, Fungi, Glomeromycota, Glomeromycetes, Diversisporales, Diversisporaceae.